Entamoeba invadens IP1 is the source of this 843-nucleotide messenger RNA. RefSeq names its product DNA-directed RNA polymerase subunit D, putative. The transcript has 2 exons. Gene Ontology annotation, biological process: DNA-templated transcription. Gene Ontology annotation, cellular component: RNA polymerase II, core complex. NCBI's taxonomy places the organism in Eukaryota, Evosea, Mastigamoebida, Endamoebidae. Gene Ontology annotation, molecular function: DNA binding; protein dimerization activity; DNA-directed RNA polymerase activity. The record is from RefSeq and is a predicted model, not a curated record. Bases 1 to 843 code for a protein of 280 amino acids.
AUGGAAGUAGAGGACAAAGUACAAAUCACAGGCAUUGAGACCCAUGGCGAGAAAUUGUCAUUUAGAAUUUACAACACAGACACUUCUUUUGUGAAUGGUCUUCGUCGAAUGAUAAUGGCUGAAGUACCUACCAUUGCCAUUCAACUUGUUCGUGUCCACUUAAACACAUCAUAUCUCUGUGAUGAGUACAUCGCUCAUAGACUUGGCCUCAUUCCGCUCGACUCGACUAAGGUCUACGAUUUCGAGGAUGGCGACCAAACGAUUUUCAAUAUCCGAGUGGUCAACGAGAAUGAGAGAGAGUCGCUGAAUGUCACAUCGAACGACCUCCAGUUUGUCGAAGGGAAGAAAUUGUUUCCUGUUGGAUACAAAUCGGAUAACCCAAUUAUUAUCACACAACUUGGCCCACGUCAGUCGUUGUAUGUUGACUGCUUCGCGACAAAGGGGACGGGGAAAUUCCACGCGAAGUGGAACCCGACGUGUCAGUGUGUAUUUCAGACGCUUGCCGACAUCCAAAUCAACGAAACUAAACUCGCGAAUUUAACAGGGGAACAGAGAAGAACGUUUUGCGAGAUGUGCCCACAAAAGGUCUUUGAGUUCCAAGAGAUCAAUGGGAGGAUAACUGUCGAUCAUCCUGAGAGUUGUAUAUUUUGUCAAGAGUGUACAGUCUAUUCGAAGGAUAUUGGACAAAGAAACUUUUGUACAGUAACUCCGAAAACAGAUGAAUUUAUUUUUAAAGUAGAAGGCACUGGGGUGUAUCCUGCAAAGUCUGUCGUAUCUUAUGGGUUUGGGGAGAUGAUUAACAAAUUCAGUUACUUAAAGAGUGAACUUGGGAAGUUCAAGUGA